AUGCGUGGCAAACGAGAAAAGCUCUUCCGCGAUUUCAUUCAUUGGGUCGUCAAUCUGGAGGACAGGAAAAUUCUGAAGCAUUGGUGGCGGCACGGAGCUUCCUUUGCAACCGACAAGGAGCUUCCCCACCAAAAUAUCUCCAGGGUGAUGGAUAUUCUGCAAGAGCUCAAUGCCGUGCUGGAGGAGCUCAAGAUAUUACAAUCUGUGACCCGGGAUCAGAUGCUCGUCGAUCGACUAUGGAGAGAGAACGCGACGGUCAAGAAGAACCAACUUAUCACGCCAGCAGAACAGGAAGCUAGUAUUGAACGCAUGAUUGAAGAUGUUAACACUGCCCACAGUCCGAUUAAUGGGCCGAUGGAGCAGAAGCAGAAGGAAGCGACAAUUAUAGAUUCCCAGGCUACCUGCAGCCAGGGUGAUAGCAUCAUGGUCUUCACCACCGUCACCAUCUUCCUACCGGCCUCCUUCUUAACGAGCUUCUUCGCAUUGAAUAUCUCCAAGUUUCCUCAUGAAGAUGGUAAUUUCGCCUACCCCGCUAGAUAG
This is a messenger RNA of Aspergillus uvarum CBS 121591, 540 nucleotides long. RefSeq lists its product as uncharacterized. NCBI's taxonomy places the organism in Eukaryota, Fungi, Ascomycota, Eurotiomycetes, Eurotiales, Aspergillaceae. Gene Ontology annotation, biological process: transmembrane transport; metal ion transport. Gene Ontology annotation, molecular function: metal ion transmembrane transporter activity. Gene Ontology annotation, cellular component: membrane. The record is from RefSeq and is a predicted model, not a curated record. The coding region runs from base 1 to 540 and encodes 179 amino acids. The transcript is spliced from 4 exons.